This is a messenger RNA of Zootoca vivipara (common lizard), 4404 nucleotides long. RefSeq names its product sorting nexin 7 (gene SNX7). Gene Ontology annotation, biological process: endocytic recycling; reticulophagy; autophagy of mitochondrion. The record is from RefSeq and is a predicted model, not a curated record. NCBI's taxonomy places the organism in Eukaryota, Metazoa, Chordata, Lepidosauria, Squamata, Lacertidae. Gene Ontology annotation, molecular function: phosphatidylinositol binding. Gene Ontology annotation, cellular component: phagophore assembly site; early endosome.
GCGGGGCGCGCACACCAGCCGGAGAGGGGAGGGAUGGAGGCUGAUCGCUGCGCGCCCGGCUCGCCGCCGAUCGCCUCCUCCUGCCUCCCCCCUGGCGGCGAGCAGGCUGCCGCCCCUACCGAGCCGCCGACGUGGCCCCCGGACCCGGAUCGCCCCGCGCCCGCGGAGCUGCUGGAGUUCGAUGACGACGAGGACCUGGAAGUGUUCAGCAAGGAUGCCUCCCUCACCGAGGUCAAUUCAUUCAGUCCUUUGAUGCCCACAUCCCCGUCUUCGAUGAUAAACCAGUACAAAUUUGAAGAUGAACCAGAAUCGAAGGAUCUUUUCAUUACAGUUGACGACCCAGAAAGCCACAUCACUGCCCUAGAGACGUUCAUCACCUACAGGGUUGUUACAAAGACAAUGCGUGGUGAAUUCGACUCCAGUGAGUAUGAAGUUAGACGACGCUAUCAAGAUUUCCUUUGGUUAAAGGGGAGACUUGAGGAAGCACACCCAACUCUCAUCAUUCCCCCAUUGCCUGAAAAAUUCAUAAUGAAAGGAGUUGUGGAACGAUUUAAUGAAGAAUUCAUUGAAACGAGAAAGAAAGCACUGCAUAAAUUUUUAAACCGGAUUGCUGAUCAUCCCACUUUAACUUUUAAUGAGGACCUCAAAAUUUUUCUUACUGCACAAGCCUGGGAACUUUCAUCUCACAAGAAGCAGGGGCCUGGUUUGCUCAGCAGAAUGGGACAAACCGUCAAAGCAGUCGCGUCAUCGAUGCGAGGAGCGCCCGUGAAGAACCGCCCAGAAGCAUUUACAGAAAUGAUGGACCACAUGGAGGUGUUUAGCCAGAAAAUCAAUCUGUUGGAUAAAAUCUCCCACCGAGUCUACAGGGAAGAGAGAGACUAUUUUUGUGAGAUGAAGGAGUUUGGCCCAAUCCACACGCUUUGGUCUGCCUCCGAAGUAGACCUGGCGGACACGCUGAAAGGGGUGGCCGGCUGCAUCGACAAAUGCUGCAAGGCGACCGAGAAACGGAUGGCAGGGCUCUCCGAAAUCCUCUUUCCUACUCUGCAUGAAUAUGUGCUUUACAGUGAAAUAUUAACGGGGGUUUUGAAAAGAAGAGAUCACAUCCAAGCAGAGCUGGAUUCCAAAGUGGACACUCUAUAUAAUAAAAAGGCAGAAAAUGAUCUGCUAUCAGAAGAGAUUGGAAAACUUGAAGAUAAACUAGAGUGCGCCAAUAAUGCUCUGAAAGCUGACUGGGAUAGAUGGAAACAAAGUAUGCGUCUUGAUAUGAAACUGGCUUUUGAUGAUGUUGCAGAAAAUAAUAUCCACUAUUAUGAACAGUGCCUUGCUACCUGGGAGUCCUUCUUGACAUCUCAAACAGACAUUCGCUUGGAAGAAGAACCUGAAGAUCAGCAUUGACUUCCGCCAGCAAGGACCAGUUCCUUAAUCUUCUUCUGAAAUGUGGCUAGCCAAAGAAGUUCUCUGCAUAUGAGAUCAAAUCCAUUUUCCCAUAGAAUUGUUAAGAUUCUGUAACAUGUGGAAAACAAACCUGUUGAAGUCUCAGGUAUUCUACAUUCCUGGACUAUAUUUUGAAUCAUGGUAUAUAUCUAUAGAGGAGGUGAGGGUAGUGAUUAGGAUGUAUUGCUAAACCAUGGUUAAUGUUAUGAGGAUGAGAUCUUGGAAGACAUUGGAAGGUUUCGAUUAACCACAUUAUGUCUUAACCCUAAACUAAGGUUUGUUAAAAGCAUAGUUUGGUUAUUAAACCAUGGUUUGAAGUUGGUCUGUUUCAGGUAACCAUAGUUAAGAUUCACCAUGGUUUGUUGGGUUUGGAUGAUAAGCCGCAGUUAAUCAAAAAUGGAACAAAAAUGCCCAAACUGUCCCCCAUGGCUGUGCUGGAGGAAGGAGAAUGCAAUCCUUAUAACACUAAAUCAUGGUUUAGCACUGGAUCCAAACUGAGUCAGAGAGAGAGUGAGACCUACUUUUAUUUUUACCAGUUGUGUGCAUUUAUCUGGUUUUUCUUUUUAAAUACCCUGUAAUUUGGAUAUAAAAUAUUUUAAAUAUGUAAAAAUAGCUCCAUUUUAAUAAAUAAAAAUUAAGAGGAUUUUUUCUCUCUCUCUCUUUAUGCUCAUUGGUGCAGCCUCUUUAACUGGCUUUGAGUAUUUAUAAAACUUCAGAACAAUCGCUGAAUGAAAUCUUUUCUUGGUAAAUGUAUUGUAGCCAAGCUUUCACUAGGUGGAAUGUGGAUGCCACUAGCGGCAGAUUCAACACCAAUUAGUCUAACGUGUCUGACACCAGGAUUUUUAUUUUUAUUUAGAUUGUCAGACUCUGUGUGUGCUCACACGCAGAAACAUGGAGUUAGGAGGAAAACAAAUGAUGUUAUUCUAUAUUAAUCAAUAUAAACAAGGCUCGUACACUUUAAUUAUUAAUAGAUCAGCCAAUUAAAGUGAUUAAUUGAUGGUAAAUUUUGAUCUGCACAGAAGCUUCUCUCCUGGUGGGUUGGAACCGCAACACUAGCUUAGCUCAGCUGGUAAAGCGUGAGACUGUAUCUCUGGAUCAUAGGUUUGAGCCCUACAUUGGACAAAAGCUUCCUGCCUUGCAGGCCCCUCGUGGUCCCCUCGCACCUCUUGCUCCCACCUGCUGCCGGGAUGCUAGGCCUUGUGGCUCUAGACCACCAGGCAAGCCACUUCUGAAUCUGCAAGUUAAGAACACCUUCUUUCCCUUUUUUAAAAAAAGGGUGGGGGCUAUUUUCCUAGUGUGUUACACAAAUCAGGGAGGUGAUGGGCAAUGGUAGUUUUCUAAGAGCAGGUGUCCAUUUUUGUUGAUUACAUCGCAGCAUAUUUUACAUUUGCUUUAAUCCGCCCACUAGUGAGGUUCCCCUUUUGUGUUACAUUUUUAAAAUUUGUAUUUCUGCUUUCCUUAUCCAGCCAAGCUGUAAAUUAUGGAAGGGAGAAUCUCACAAGUAACCCAUAAACACAAAGCUCCUUCACAUCACAAUAUUGUCCAUUCUAUGAUCUUCCUUCUUCUAAUAUUCUUAUGUUAAGUAUGCCAAACACUUCUUGUUUCAAUAAUUCAUUUAUAGUUUUACUCUAUGGAGUCAUCAAAAUGCCACUAACCUCCCCCCCCCCAAUACAUAUUAUGUGGUUAUAUACUUUAUAUUACUUUUCAGGAGGAAUCUUUCUGGCAAUUUAUCACCCGUUGAGCCCCAUCUCUGGGGAUUCGUUUCUUUAAGUAUUCUUGGUUGUCAACAUUUGUUUUUCCCUCAGGCCACAGCUCAUGUAUCUCCAGUGCUCUGUUAACAUCUCGGCCGCCUACUUAUUUUACUGGAAAUGUCCUUAUGCUUUACCUGUUUUCUUUAGAUGACUGCAGGUGAACAGUUUUAAUUAUUUUUAUUUUUAUUUAAAUGAGGCAGAAGCAAAAGGAUGUCUGCAACCUUUCCUGGAAGCAGGCCUCACCGAACAAAGUGGAACUUACUUCUGAGUAGGGAUGGGGAAUAUGUUUGAUUUGGUUUGCAUUUAAAGGCAAAUUUGCACUUUCUGAAACAAUCCGCAGAUUGGAAACACAAUCCUUUUAAAGUCACACUUGCCUGAAAUUUGCAGUGCAGUUCUCCAGCUGAGUAAUUCGUAAAAAAUAAAAUAAAAUAAAAUGCAUAUGGUAGGGUAAAGUGUGCAUAAAAAUGCAUAUAUUGCAUACAAAAAUGCCUUAUGUUAUUAGGGAAUAUACAAGUAUUAGUAGAAACAGGCUUUCCCUGUGGAUAGGGAGCAAUAGUGCACAUAAACCUGUAUAUUAGGGGAAAUUUUGGGGAGGACUUUAAAAGCAAGGUAUCACGUUACUGAUGUGGAAAUGUGGAGAACUGGUUUGAGAUUGGACAAAAUAAGAAAUUGCAAGAGCCCCACCCUUAUUUCUGUGUAAACAUGCAUAGAAAUGUACAGUCAAGGCUGUCCCAAGAUGGGAUGGUUCCAAAUGUACCACUGGUAUUAUAUUCACAGCUGGAACGGUCAGAAUUAUGCCUGAAACACAAGGAACAAAUAGGGCUAUGUAGCUACCAGAAAAGUUUGAAUAAUAUACUCCGGCCUUUUAUCAACACACUUUUAAACUGCCUAGUGUGGGAUUGAGGAAAACCACAGAGAGAGAAAAGACACUGAAACGCGGUCUGCUUCUUCAAGUGGGAAAAAUACAGGAUGUUGCAUAUAUUUCACUUCCAGUACCCCCACCUCUAAAAAAAGGGGGGGGCUUGCUUGGCGGGGGGAGAGACACAGCACUUGCAUCUUUUUUUCCUUUUUGCUUUUGACACCCUUCAUUUUGGAGGUACAGCAGUUAUUUUUAUUUUCUCAUAGUAGAAAGUGAAAAACAUUUGAUUACACAAUUCCUCCAAAAAAAAGGAAGAGACUGGUCCAGGAAACACAGAUAAGACAAUAGUGGGAAAUAAAA